Molecule: messenger RNA, 930 nt
Organism: Ascochyta rabiei
Lineage: Eukaryota; Fungi; Ascomycota; Dothideomycetes; Pleosporales; Didymellaceae
Product: Glucan 1,3-beta-glucosidase
Exons: 2
Coding region: 1-930 (309 amino acids)
Biological process (GO): carbohydrate metabolic process; cell wall organization
Cellular component (GO): extracellular region; fungal-type cell wall; cell surface
Molecular function (GO): glucan endo-1,3-beta-D-glucosidase activity; 1,3-beta-glucanosyltransferase activity
Source: RefSeq, a predicted model, not a curated record
AUGCGUUUCUCUACCGUCGCUGCCACCGCUCUGGCAGCCAGUCCUGUCAUUGUAGCCGCAGCCAAGGGCAGCAUGGGCUUUGCGCUUGGCACCAAGCAGCCUUCCGGAAGCUGCAAGACGCAGACUGACUACGAGGACGAUUUCGAAGCCAUCAAGCGCGCAUCUGACGCGACUAUUGUUCGUGGUUACUCUGCCUCAGACUGCGACUCAGCGAAGAACAUCAUGCCCGCCGCCAAGAGCAAGGGUUUCAAGGUCGUUCUUGGUAUCUGGCCUGAUGUAGAGGACUCCUUCCAGAAGGAUCUCAAGGCUAUCACCGACGUCGCCAGCACCUAUGCCGACUCCAUCUACGCCGUCACCGUUGGCUCCGAGACUCUCUACCGCGGCAACUUCACCGGCCCCGAGCUGAAGGAGAAGAUCAGCACCGUAAAGGGCAAGCUGCCCAAGGGCAUCAAAGUUGGAACCGCCGACUCCUGGAACAAAUUCGCCGACGGUACCGGUGACGCUAUCAUUGGCACCGCGGACAUCAUCAUGGUGAACGCCUUCGCCUUCUGGCAGGGCGCUUCGCGCGACAACGCAACGAAGGUGUACUUGAACGACAUGUUUGAGGCGAUUACACACAUUGAGAAAGUUGCCGGUGGCGUUGACAAGACGCCCGAGAUCUGGAAUGGCGAGACUGGAUGGCCCACCGUCGAGAACACCGACUACGAAGCAGCCAAGGGUGGAUUGGACAACGCUAAGCACUUCUACCAGUACGGAUUCUGCUCGCUGCUCGAUUGGGGCUACAACGCUUUCUACUUUGAGGCUUUCGAUGAGUCCUGGAAGCCGGCUUCCGUUGGUGACAACGGCAAGGUAGCAGAUGAGACUGCGUGGGGUGCCAUGACUGCGCAAAGAGAAACCAAGUUCUCGCUCGUGUGCGAGUCGAGAUCCUGA